ACCUCGGAGAGCGCCACCGCCGAGCCCUGGGCGGGGCCGCGGACUGUGGUUCCCUGGGCAUCGCUGGAGUCCGCUGGAACCCCCCAAGGGGGCGCUCGCGAGGAGGUUUCCGAACUAUUAUCUAGCGGGGUUGCUGGGCGCAUGGGUUUCGUCAGAAGGUAGAAAUCUCUGAGAAGCUGCCAUCUCCCCGCCACUGGCGCUCACCUCCGCCUCCCUUCCUCCCUCCCUUCCUUCCUCUCUCGCUCCUCUCCGCUCCCUCCCUCUUUUCCCAGUUCCUUCCUCUUUACUCGCCUAGCCUAGCUGCUUCCCUCCUGGUUUCCAUCCUCCUCCCCCGCCCCCAUCCCCAAGAAUGGAGUCAGGGUUUCCAGAGAGACCAAACUCCCCUUUCAGCACCUUUGCCGUCCGCUGUUGCUAAGCUGGCCUCAGAGGACCAGGAGCGGGGGAAGCCCCACCCUCCUCAGACCUUUCCACAACUACACCCCCCAGGACCUCCACUCCAAAGCCGGAUUUUGCAUCCUGGGGGCGGGGCCGACCUCGUCCCAGGCUGGAUUCUCUUUCUACUCGCGGAGGCUGGCACCCUCAGAAUGAAGAAGAUGAGCAACAUUUAUGAGUCAGCUGCCAACACGCUGGGAAUCUUUAACAGCCCCUGCCUGACCAAAGUCGAGCUGCGUGUGGCAUGCAAAAGCAUUUCUGACAGAGACGCUCUUUCCAAGCCAGACCCCUGUGUCAUCCUCAAGAUGCAGUCCCACGGGCAGUGGUUCGAGGUGGACAGGACAGAGGUGAUCCGCACGUGCAUAAACCCAGUGUACUCAAAACUGUUUACGGUGGAUUUUUACUUUGAAGAGGUCCAACGCCUUCGGUUUGAAGUCCACGACAUCAGCAGCAACCACAACGGGCUGAAGGAGGCCGACUUCCUGGGCGGCAUGGAGUGCACACUUGGCCAGAUCGUAUCUCAGAGAAAGCUGUCCAAGUCCUUGCUGAAGCACGGGAACACGGCGGGAAAGUCCUCCAUCACGGUGAUUGCUGAAGAAUUAUCUGGGAAUGAUGACUACGUGGAACUCGCAUUCAACGCACGGAAAUUGGAUGAUAAGGAUUUCUUCAGUAAAUCUGACCCAUUCCUCGAAAUUUUUCGCAUGAAUGAUGAUGCAACUCAGCAACUUGUGCACCGGACUGAGGUUGUGAUGAAUAACUUAAGCCCAGCCUGGAAGUCGUUCAAAGUAUCGGUAAAUUCUUUAUGCAGUGGAGAUCCAGACCGCAGGCUGAAGUGCAUAGUGUGGGACUGGGACUCCAAUGGCAAGCAUGACUUUAUAGGAGAAUUCACUUCGACGUUCAAGGAGAUGCGAGGCGCAAUGGAAGGGAAACAGGUGCAGUGGGAAUGCAUCAACCCCAAGUACAAAGCUAAGAAGAAGAACUAUAAGAACUCAGGCAUGGUGAUUCUGAAUCUGUGCAAGAUCCACAAAAUGCAUUCCUUCUUGGACUAUAUCAUGGGUGGCUGCCAAAUCCAGUUUACAGUAGCUAUAGAUUUCACUGCCUCUAAUGGAGACCCCAGGAACAGCUGCUCCCUGCAUUAUAUCCACCCCUACCAGCCCAAUGAGUACCUAAAGGCUUUGGUGGCCGUGGGAGAGAUUUGCCAAGACUAUGACAGUGACAAAAUGUUCCCAGCUUUUGGGUUUGGUGCCAGGAUCCCCCCAGAGUACACGGUCUCUCAUGACUUUGCAAUCAACUUUAAUGAAGACAACCCCGAAUGUGCAGGAAUUCAAGGAGUUGUGGAGGCCUACCAGAGCUGUCUUCCUAAGCUCCAGCUCUAUGGACCCACCAACAUUGCCCCCAUCAUUCAGAAGGUUGCCAAGUCAGCAUCAGAGGAGACUAACACCAAGGAAGCAUCGCAAUACUUCAUCCUGCUGAUCCUGACAGAUGGUGUCAUCACAGACAUGGCUGACACUCGGGAGGCCAUCGUCCACGCCUCUCACCUCCCCAUGUCAGUCAUCAUCGUGGGAGUUGGGAACGCGGACUUCAGUGACAUGCAGAUGCUAGAUGGUGAUGAUGGGAUUCUGAGGUCACCCAAGGGAGAGCCUGUCCUUCGUGAUAUCGUCCAGUUUGUACCCUUCAGGAACUUCAAACAUGCAUCCCCCGCUGCCCUUGCAAAGAGUGUGUUGGCAGAAGUCCCAAAUCAAGUCGUGGACUAUUACAAUGGCAAAGGAAUUAAACCAAAAUGUUCAUCGGAAGUGUACGAGUCUUCCAGGGCACUAGCACCGUGAACUCCACACACUUUCAGAGUUCUGAAAUACUACUCCUGCUAAUAUUUACUACUUCUACUCCUGUACUUAAAAAAUAACUAUACACAUUUAAAAAUAGCACGUUUUGGUGAUUUUUAACUGACAAUUUUUUUUGCAUGCGUAGCCCCAAGGCCUGGAUCUGUUAAGCCCUUGUAUUGUUAAAGAAUUUUUACAAAGAAAUACAGAUAAUAACAUACACUUUACAGCAUGUCGCCUUGAAAUAAAAUGGCAUAUGUAUCCAUUUUUAUACAGGUUUGUUGAAAUUUUGCUAAAUUUCUUAUUAUCUUUACACUGUAAAGCAUUUUGAAACAUUUCUUGAAUGUCGAUAGCCAAAACAUAUUUGGUUUUAUCUGCUAUAGGAUGAGAGACUUUUCAAAAUGGCAGAUGCAUGGACUGUAUUUUGCAUGUUUAAAAUAA
Messenger RNA from Nannospalax galili (Upper Galilee mountains blind mole rat), 2693 nucleotides. RefSeq names its product copine 4 (gene Cpne4). Bases 585 to 2258 code for a protein of 557 amino acids. Gene Ontology annotation, cellular component: plasma membrane. The record is from RefSeq and is a predicted model, not a curated record. The transcript has 16 exons. NCBI's taxonomy places the organism in Eukaryota, Metazoa, Chordata, Mammalia, Rodentia, Spalacidae. Gene Ontology annotation, molecular function: calcium-dependent phospholipid binding. Gene Ontology annotation, biological process: cellular response to calcium ion.